AACGAAAAACAAAAAGGCAGUUGCUAGCUAGCUAGCUGCUAAGGAAGCGUUUUUAUACAAGAGAAGGCAGGUGUUCUUUUUGCGUCACUUUCUGCCUGCACUGCAAUGGCGGUUAUAGCUUCAGCCAGUUCGAUUACUGUUCAAUCUCUAAAACCAUCUUCUUCUUUUGUAUCCAAUUCUUCUCAUGGUCUAAUAACAGUGUCAACAACAACAGUAUCCACUUCUCUAUCAAUCUCGAAAUCCACCUCCACCAAUCACUAUCAGCCUAGAAGGAAAUUUAUAGUCUCUGCAACUGCUGAUAGUCAUAAAGACGAUACCGUUCUCUCUAGUAAUGGCUCUGUUCCUGCUGCUGCCACCUUAUCAAAGGUUAGGAGGCAUACGAUUUCUGUCUUUGUUGGGGAUGAAAGUGGUAUGAUUAAUAGGAUUGCUGGCGUUUUUGCAAGGAGAGGGUAUAACAUUGAGUCUCUUGCUGUUGGUUUAAACAAGGACAAGGCUCUUUUUACCAUUGUUGUUUCUGGAACUGAAAGGGUGCUACAACAAGUUGUUGAGCAGCUUCAGAAACUAGUCAAUGUUAUGAAGGUUGAAGAUCUCUCCAGUGAGCCACAAGUAGAACGCGAGCUGAUGCUUAUAAAAGUGAAUGCAGAUCCUAGUUACCGUGCUGAGAUUAUGUGGUUGGUGGGCAUUUUCAGAGCAAAAAUUGUGGAUAUCUCAGAACACUCUUUAACAAUUGAGGUAACUGGAGAUCCAGGAAAGAUGGUUGCUGUUCAGAGAAACCUAAGCAAGUUUGGAAUCAGAGAAAUUGCAAGAACUGGAAAGAUUGCACUGAGAAGGGAAAAAAUGGGUGAAUGUGCUCCCUUUUGGCGAUUUUCUGCUGCUUCAUAUCCUGAUCUUGGAGAAAUAAGAUCUGAAGAUGCUCUUUUGGGGUCGAAAAGCAGAGCUGUCUUAGGUGAUGAUGAAACAUCAGCAGGGGGUGAUGUUUAUCCAGUGGAGACAUCUGAUAGCUUUAUGCUCACUCAAGUUCUUGAUGCUCAUUGGGGUGUUCUCAAUGAGGAAGAUACAACUGGACUUAGAUCUCAUACUUUAUCUAUGCUUGUAAAUGACUCUCCUGGAGUUCUUAACAUCGUUACUGGGAUAUUUGCUCGAAGGGGCUAUAACGUUCAGAGUUUGGCUGUUGGGCACUCAGAAACUGAGGGCCUCUCUCGAAUUACAACAGUUGUGCCUGGUACAGAUGAAUCAAUUAGCAAGUUGGUGCAGCAACUUUAUAAGCUAAUAGACCUUCAUGAGGUUCGGGAUCUUACCCAUUUGCCAUUUGCUGAAAGAGAAUUGAUGUUGAUAAAGAUUGCUGUGAAUGCUGCUGCUCGACGUGAUGUCCUUGAUAUUGCUAGUAUUUUUAGGGCCAAGGCUGUUGAUGUAUCUGACCACACAAUAACUCUUGAGCUUACUGGAGAUUUGGACAAAAUGGUUGCACUGCAGAGGUUGUUGGAGCCAUAUGGUAUUUGUGAGGUGGCAAGAACAGGGCGAAUAGCAUUGGUGCGCGAGUCUGGUGUAGAUUCUAAGUACCUCAGGGGAUAUUCUUUUCCUAUAUAAUGGGACAUUGUGAGGCUUUUCUGGGGGAUGCAAAUCUUUUUCUGAUACGACGCAUACUAUGCCGUGCUUAUAUGGAAAGGGUGUAAAUGUUAUCAUGGCCAAGGACUUUACCUUAAAAAGUGGUAGUUUGUGAGUCUUCAAUGAUAAAUUACUAUGGAGUUCUCAAAUUUUUGUUGGGUUAAUAGAACAUUCUGUCUUUCCUGAGUGAAGUUACAGAAAUUGGCUUGGCUUUACAA
Molecule: messenger RNA, 1823 nt
Organism: Ricinus communis (castor bean)
Lineage: Eukaryota; Viridiplantae; Streptophyta; Magnoliopsida; Malpighiales; Euphorbiaceae
Product: acetolactate synthase small subunit 2, chloroplastic
Exons: 12
Coding region: 106-1587 (493 amino acids)
Biological process (GO): L-valine biosynthetic process
Cellular component (GO): cytosol
Molecular function (GO): acetolactate synthase activity; acetolactate synthase regulator activity
Source: RefSeq, a predicted model, not a curated record